This is a messenger RNA of Fomitiporia mediterranea MF3/22, 804 nucleotides long. RefSeq names its product mitochondrial genome maintenance MGM101. Gene Ontology annotation, cellular component: mitochondrial chromosome; mitochondrial nucleoid. The record is from RefSeq and is a predicted model, not a curated record. Lineage: Eukaryota; Fungi; Basidiomycota; Agaricomycetes; Hymenochaetales; Hymenochaetaceae. Bases 1 to 804 code for a protein of 267 amino acids. The transcript is spliced from 5 exons. Gene Ontology annotation, biological process: recombinational repair; interstrand cross-link repair. Gene Ontology annotation, molecular function: single-stranded DNA binding.
AUGGCGUUCAGGUUGCUUGCAAAGCAAGCGUCCUUCCUCGCAAAGCCAUCCGCGUCAACGCACUUCUCUCCUGCCAGGUUCCGAGCUUCACCACUUUGGCUGCGCUAUGCGACUAAUGGAACGCCAGGACAGGGCAACCCUUCGAUCGUCAAUUCUCUUCCAGACACUGCAAAUGAAGUCCAAGUAAGUGAGGAGGUCGCACAAAAGGCAGGCGGUGCAGCCCCUUCGCCCAUCCCACCCAUAAAUGAGGCUCAGAACAGUUAUUCUGGAGACGAGAAUAAGACAGACUGGUCUAGAAGUUAUUCUGGCCUCUCUGUCCAGCCCUUCUCCAAAGAGGCUGCUGAGGUCCUUCAGGCACCUUUAAACCCAAUUGACAUUGAGAUCAAGCCAGAGGGCCUCAUUUAUUUGCCCGAGAUAAAGUAUCGGCGAAUUCUGAACAAAGCCUUUGGCCCUGGAGGAUGGGGUUUAGCGCCGAGAAGCGAAACGAACGUAGGUCCCAAAGUUGUCAGCAGAGAAUACGCAUUAGUAUGCCUCGGCAGACUUGUGGCUGUUUCUCGAGGAGAACAAGAAUACUUCGACCCUUCUGGUAUCGCGACUGCAACAGAGGCGUGCAAGAGCAACGCUUUAAUGCGAUGCUGUAAGGACCUCGGCGUUGCCAGUGAACUUUGGGAUCCUCGCUUCAUUCGCGAGUUCAAGUCAAAGUACUGUGUUGAAGUAUUUGCGGAGAAUGCUACCACCAAAAGGAAGUAUAAGUUGUGGAGGCGGAGGGAUCAGCCCAAAUUCGAGUAUCCGUGGAAGGAGUAG